GCACCUCUCUCGACUGAUAACGAGCCUUCUGACCGAGCGCUUAGCGAUGGUAAUAUGGAAUCGCUCUCUUUAACAGGCAAAUAAAGUUCUGAUCUGACAUCAUCAGCUUCCCAAUCAAAAAGCAAACCAAAAAACAAGCCCUUCAGAAAAUAAGCGUUAAUAUUCAUUUUUCUUUUAUGAAAAUAGUUGAGCAAACACCCAAUCUUUUAUCUAUAGUUGGCUUACAACAGAAAAAAAUAAAAUAAAAAUAAAAAACCUCACUUUGGGAUCUUCUUCUCAUUCCCUUCCACAUAAUAGCCAGAAGCCUAAAGUUGGACCUCUUCAAUUCAGUGUUUCGUCCACGUCUGACUGCAGUCAGUCCUAAAAACCCUUCAAAGGGGCUAGCUCCACCUCGAAAACAUGUCCUUCCUGGUCAAUGCAAUGCAAUAGAGAAUAGGAGCACCAUUUCUUUCUUCUUACACACACCUAUUGGUAUAUGUAUAUAUAUUGAUUGAUUUAGAUAUAGAUCUGCCAUGGUGAUUUGGUUUUGUUUUAUAGUAUUCUUGGAAUUGUAGAGAGAGUUUUCAAAGAUGACCGGAGGUGGGGAAGCUUCCCAUAAGCGAAGCCCCAGGGAGCUAGUGUGUCAUGCUGGUGCUGGUGCCUCCGCAGGUGCUAUUGCAGCCACGUUUAUGUGCCCAUUGGAUGUGAUCAAGACGAGGCUACAAGUCCAUGGCUUGCCCCCCAAUUCAGUUCAAGGAGGUAGUAUCAUCAUCUCAAGUCUACAGCACAUUGUUAAAACUGAAGGUUUUAAGGGAUUGUAUCGUGGGCUCUCUCCAACAAUAAUGGCACUUCUUCCGAAUUGGGCUGUGUAUUUCACAGUUUAUGAGCAACUCAAAGGCAUCCUUUCAGAUGUGGAUGGAGAUGGCCAACUCUCAGUUAGUGCGAACAUGGUAGCUGCUGCUGGUGCUGGUGCUGCCACAGCCACUGUAACAAAUCCUUUGUGGGUUGUGAAAACCAGACUCCAAACUCAAGGAAUGAGGCCAGAUCUGGUUCCUUACAAAAAUGUUCUUUCUGCUUUGAGGCGGAUUACACAAGAGGAAGGCAUACGAGGGUUAUAUAGCGGCGUUUUGCCUUCUUUGGCCGGGAUAAGUCAUGUUGCAAUUCAAUUUCCAGCAUACGAAAAGAUCAAGUUUUACAUGGCAAAGAGGGGUAAUACAACUGUUGAUAAUUUGAGUCAUGGGGAUGUGGCAAUUGCCUCAUCAGUAGCCAAAAUACUUGCCUCUGUACUGACUUAUCCUCAUGAGGUGGUGCGUUCAAGGCUUCAAGAGCAAGGGCGUCUCAGAAAUUCUGAGGUCCAUUAUGCCGGUGUUGUUGAUUGCAUUAAGAAGGUGUCCCGCAAGGAAGGCUUUCGUGGGUUUUACCGUGGCUGUGCAACUAACUUAAUGAGAACGACUCCGUCUGCUGUGAUUACAUUUACCAGUUACGAGAUGAUACUCAAGUGCUUUGAGCGAGCUCUGCCUUCAGACAAGAAGCCUUCACGCGCCCGGACCAAAUCCCAUGACCAUGCCAAACCUCAACAGGGAAGCAGAGGAAAUGUUAAUAGUGACAAGGACACUGUUUCAGGGCAAUCACAAACCCAGACAAAUAAGACCCCCUCCAUUCCUAUGGGAAACCAAGAGCAGCUGCCUGCAGGGCACUGAUUGAUGCUGUUUCUUCACAACUUCCCUGUUAGGGAAACUCUCCACAGAAAAUGAAAUGGCUUAGUAAAAUGUGAAGGUGAAUAAAAAAAUGCAAAAUUCUUUUGUUUCAAAAUUUUGUUUAUUUUUUGUAUGGUAAGGUGAGUCCUUGGUUGAUUCAGUCAGUCUGCUAUUUUCUGUUCUUUCA
Messenger RNA from Populus trichocarpa (black cottonwood), 1863 nucleotides. RefSeq names its product nicotinamide adenine dinucleotide transporter 1, chloroplastic. Gene Ontology annotation, molecular function: NAD transmembrane transporter activity. Lineage: Eukaryota; Viridiplantae; Streptophyta; Magnoliopsida; Malpighiales; Salicaceae. Gene Ontology annotation, biological process: NAD transmembrane transport. The record is from RefSeq and is a predicted model, not a curated record. Bases 570 to 1679 code for a protein of 369 amino acids. The transcript has 9 exons.